UUUCCGUCCCCUCUGGCAGGCUCGCGUAGGCGUAUGAGGGCGCUGCCUCGCGUAGGCGAGCCCGGGCCCGUGCGCUGGUGGUGGUUGGCCUCGCGCGCGCGGCCGCGGCGGGCGAUGGGGUCGUCGGCGCCGGCGAGGGCGGCGGGCGGCAGAAGGGAUCCCGGCGAGAACCCGGCGGUGGGGAGGCUGCGGGAGCUCUUCACAGGCGACGCGGCAGAUGGGUGGGAGAAGUCCUGGGAGUUUGGUGUGACCCCGUGGGAUUUGGGAAAGCCAACACCUGUCAUCGAGCAUCUUGUUAGAUCAGGAACACUCCCAAAAGGAAGAGCUUUGGUUCCUGGAUGUGGAAUGGGAUACGAUGUGGUCGCUCUGGCAAGUCCUGAACGUUUUGUUGUUGGCUUGGAUAUUUCUGAUCUGGCUGUUAAGAAGGCUAAGCAGUGGUCAUCCUCUUUGCCCAAUGCAGAUUAUUUUACUUUUCUGGCUGAAGAUUUCUUCAAGUGGAUACCGAGUGAAAAAUUCGAUCUUAUAUUUGAUUACACGUUCUUUUGUGCACUUGACCCGAGCUUGAGGGUGGCUUGGGCAGAGACAGUUAACCGGCUUCUAAAACCAGAUGGAGAGCUUCUUACCUUGAUUUAUCUGAUAAGUGAUCAAGAGGGAGGACCACCUUACAAUAAUACAGUUGCUGAUUAUCAGAAGGUACUGGAACCGCUGGGUUUGAAGGCCAUUCUUAUGGAAGACAAUGAGGUAGCCAUUAAACCACGGAAGGGCUGUGAGAAAAUUGGGAGGUGGAGGAGAUGUGCACACCAAUCAUCUCUGUGAGACAAAGCAGUGGUAUUUUCCUAAACAAACAAAGAAAAGAAGUAGACCAUGUCGCUGCCUCAAUUAUUGGAUGCUUUGGUGCUCCUGCUCCGUCACCUUCGGACGUCAAUGAGAUGCUAGCUUCAAUUGGGGAGAUGCAUAGAGAUCUCGGUUGCCUAGAGGUGUCGCCUUUAGUGGCUAGUUGUGCCACUACAUUCGUUGCUUCUCUUAGAGUUGAUAGUGGUUCGGUCGAGAAUUGUAUGUGUGUGAUUCAUCCCUGUGAGACUAGUUUUGCAGGUAUCCUGUUGGUUUUGGUAAGCCUUAGUAAGUUAGUUUACUAAGACUAUUUGUUGUAAAUCUUCUUUCCUCUUAAUGAAAAACAUGCUUAGACACGGUUGCGAAAAAAAAAGAAAAAAAGAAGAAUAGAUUGAAGGAUCAACUUCUUACCUUUGUUAGACCUA
This is a messenger RNA of Sorghum bicolor (sorghum), 1256 nucleotides long. Its product is annotated as probable thiol methyltransferase 2. The transcript is spliced from 8 exons. NCBI's taxonomy places the organism in Eukaryota, Viridiplantae, Streptophyta, Magnoliopsida, Poales, Poaceae. The record is from RefSeq and is a predicted model, not a curated record. The coding region runs from base 34 to 816 and encodes 260 amino acids. Gene Ontology annotation, molecular function: S-adenosylmethionine-dependent methyltransferase activity.